Messenger RNA from Mycena citricolor, 952 nucleotides. NCBI's taxonomy places the organism in Eukaryota, Fungi, Basidiomycota, Agaricomycetes, Agaricales, Mycenaceae. The record is from the annotation of a GenBank genome assembly.
UGUGGAUCCUCAUAUUCUAUGAGCGUACUUCUAGUGCGCCACUUCAUCCAUGGGCGGGUCCGCGUCGCCGCUGGUCCCGGAGGGAUGUCCAGAAUCGGGUGGGUUUUUCGUUCUUGUUCCGCUGCAAGACUAGACAAUACUCUCGAGUGUCUUGCACUUUGGGCUUGCAUUCUCGAACGAAAGUGUGGCGCUGUCUCUUGCGUGGCCUCCGUCACCUUCUCUUCCAGGGUCUGCUCUGAUGCGAAAUCGACUUCUCUCAGCUUCGACGAAAUCAGCUUCGACGAAAGACGGCUCCGUUCUGGUGCUCCCUGACUGUCGAGUUCCCCGCACGCGCUGUUCCUUUCCGAGGCCUGAGUUGAUGGACUCCGUACGAUCCACAUGGACUAAGUGGUUUCUUGCGUUCUGACAAUGAAGGUUCCAGGACUCCAUCCACCGGCGGAAAGCGGAAAGGUUGGAAUACGCCUGAUCCCAUAAUUAUUGCAGUUACCUAACACCGGACCUCACAUCUGGCAAACCUGACAGGUUAGAACGCGCUAGGCGUCGUUUGGAGUUUUCGUAACCUGCUGUUCGAUGGGUGAUGACGCUUCAUUCUGUGUUUCGGGUUGACCGCCGGCUAGGGCACAGUUGGCAUGCAUGUCGUAUGGAUUCAGGCUCAGGCUAUCCUGGACACGAACUCCACUGUCGCCCUGAUUCGCAACUGCAUACUACCGGCUCCAACGCCAUUAUCGCUGCAGACGUAAAUUAACCGUCUUGCUCGCUCGCUGGAAGCUGCACACGAUGAAAGGGACAUGUGGAUGUGCAAUCCGUGUCAAGACGGUUCACCCUACCUCGAAGGCGAUCAGUGGAUGUCUCAUGUAGAACACCAGACUCGCCGUUGCUCCACCAGCUCCGAGCCCUUGCAGGGACGGCGAUGCUUCGGGGUUGUGAAUCCGUGCACUCCUCGGACACCCGC